UCGAUGAUCUUAGAGGUCUUUUCCAACCUGAAUGAUCCCAUGAUUCCAUGAUAAUAUUAAAGCAAACCGCUGUCUGAACGCACAGUUCCAGGGGCACAUCCCAGCUUUGCAAUGGCGUUUAUUCCCUUCCCCCGACCCUCACUCCCACAGCUGGGAGAAGAAGGCCUACUGCCCAGCCGGGAUUGCUUAUCCCUAAGCCCUUCUCCAUGCACAGCGGUCAUUUUUACAGCGGCACCGCAUUCCCACAACUCCGACAUCCAACAGAACGGCUUCCCGCCUGAGCCCCGGCCCUUCCCGUCCGCGCCGCGCGUUCCGGGGGGACGCUUUCCGUGUCGGACCCAUGGCGGCGCGGCGGGCCCAGGGCGGGUGAUCGCGGUUCUCCGUGAGGGCAGCGGGAGGAGCAGCUCGCCAUGCCCACGGUGGUGGUGAUGGACGUGUCCCUGUCCAUGACCCGGCCCGUGGCCGUGGAGGGCUCCGAGGAGUAUCAGCGCAAGCACCUGGCAGCCCACGGGCUCACCAUGCUCUUCGAGCACAUGGCCACCAACUACAAGCUGGAGUUCACGGCCCUCGUGGUGUUCUCAUCGCUCUGGGAGCUGAUGGUGCCCUUUACGAGGGACUACAACACGCUGCAGGAAGCCCUGAGUAACAUGGAUGAUUAUGACAAAACCUGCCUGGAGUCAGCACUGCUGGGGGUUUGCAACAUUGUCCAGCAGGAAUGGGGGGCAGCAAUUCCAUGCCAGGUUGUCCUUGUCACCGACGGCUGCCUGGGCAUCGGCCGCGGCUCCCUGCGCCACUCCCUGGCCACGCACAACCAGCGCAGCGACAGCAACCGCUUCCCGCUGCCCUUCCCCUUCCCCUCCAAGCUCUACGUCAUGUGCAUGGCCAACCUGGAAGAGCUUCAAAGCACAGAUUCCUUGGACUGCCUGGAAAGGCUCAUUGAUUUAAACAAUGGGGAAGGGCAGAUUUUCACCAUUGAUGGCCCCCUGUGCCUGAAGAAUGUGCAGUCAAUGUUUGGAAAGCUGAUAGACCUGGCUUAUACACCAUUCCAUGCUGUUCUCAAGUGUGGCCACUUAGCAUCUGAUGUGCAAGUAUUUCCCAGACCUGAGCCUUUCAUUAUAGAUGAGGAGAUAGACCCCAUUCCUAAAGCAAUUAAUACAGAUCUAGAAAUUGUUGGCUUUGUAGACAUAGCUGACAUUUCCAGCCCUCCUGUCUUGUCCAGACACUUGGUACUGCCCAUUGCACUUAACAGAGAAGGGGAUGAGGUGGGACCUGGGAUCACAGAUGACACCGAAGAUGAGAAUUCAGCAAAUCAGAUUGCUGGGAAAAUCCCCAACUUCUGUGUUUUAUUACAUGGCAGCCUCAAAGUGGAAGGCAUGGUGGCUGUCGUCCAGUUGGGGCCAGAGUGGUAUGGAAUGCUUUAUUCACAAGCUGAUAGCAAGAAGAAAUCAAACCUCAUGAUGUCACUCUUCGAGCCUGGUCCUGAGCCCCUGCCAUGGCUGGGGAAGAUGGCACAGCUUGGCCCCAUUUCAGAUGCAAAAGAAAAUCCUUAUGGGGAGGAUGACAACAAGAGCCCUUUCCCCUUGCAGCCCAAGAACAAGCGCAGCUACGCCCAGAAUGUCACAGUCUGGAUCAAACCAAGUGGCCUCCAGACAGAUGUACAGAAGAUCUUGAGAAAUGCAAGGAAACUCCCUGAAAAAACUCAGACCUUCUAUAAAGAGCUGAACCGUUUGCGGAAGGCAGCGCUGGCCUUCGGGUUCCUGGAGCUGCUGAAGGGCGUGGCGGACAUGCUGGAGAGGGAGUGCACCCUCCUCCCCGACACCGCCCACCCCGACGCCGCCUUCCAGCUCACCCACGCGGCACAGCAGCUCAAGGUGGCGAGCACCGGAGCCUCGGAAUACGCCGCCUACGACCACAACAUUGCCCCUCUGCAGACAGACUUUUCCAGCAGCAGCACUGAGAGGAUGUGAAGCCUCCAUUU
Corapipo altera (White-ruffed manakin) is the source of this 1978-nucleotide messenger RNA. It is a transcript of the gene INTS14, whose product is annotated as integrator complex subunit 14. The record is from RefSeq and is a predicted model, not a curated record. Gene Ontology annotation, biological process: snRNA 3'-end processing. The transcript has 12 exons. NCBI's taxonomy places the organism in Eukaryota, Metazoa, Chordata, Aves, Passeriformes, Pipridae. Bases 411 to 1967 code for a protein of 518 amino acids. Gene Ontology annotation, cellular component: integrator complex.